Wyeomyia smithii (pitcher-plant mosquito) is the source of this 867-nucleotide messenger RNA. RefSeq lists its product as uncharacterized. The transcript is spliced from 5 exons. The record is from RefSeq and is a predicted model, not a curated record. NCBI's taxonomy places the organism in Eukaryota, Metazoa, Arthropoda, Insecta, Diptera, Culicidae. The coding region runs from base 195 to 668 and encodes 157 amino acids.
GCGCUGUAACAAGAGACGACUACCCGCAGUGUAUUCGAUUAAAAGAAAAAUUUUACUGCAAUCAAUGUCAACCGCAGAUAGCAUGAAACAGAAAUAUCAAGCUUCAAGAAAGCAACUAUUUAAGGAGCAUUCUUCCAAAUGUUCCGAUCCAGUAUUGUAGUAGAAGUGCAGCUUAGUGAGUCUCCGCAGCGGAGAUGGAGUUCAACAGGAUAUUCCUCUGGAUAGGGGGACUCCUGCAGCUGAUGGUACUUGCGUACUGUCAGCCGGCCGCUCAGCCCACUCCGGACAAGAGUAAUGUCUAUAAAGAUUUGCUGCUUGGCAAAACGGAAGAAGAUUUUGCCAGUAUGAUUAGUGUAGAGGAACUCGGACAGCCGAAGCUGCUGUUUUUCCGUACUCCAAUAACUUCCUUUGCGGAUGUAAGCCUAAGCGACGGAUACGAUAAACGAACUGUCAACAUGUAUAAAAAUAUGAUGCUAAAUAAAGACGCACCCGAAACUCUGAUCGAAGAUCGCGAACAAAGUAAGGAAGCUGCUCGGUUCACGUUUCCACGGGUUGCGGUGAAACGAUCGCCAGGAGCGAUUCUCAGCUGGGCUAUUCCAGCGGCAAACAGAGUCCGCGUUAUCAACACCAACUAUCGACCCCCUGGAAUGAAUAGACCGGCAGCUUAAGCUGAAUGAGAAUGAUUGAUGACCUCCAAGUAACGAUUGGACUUCAAUAAAAAAAAACCGACACAAUCGAUGUUCCACCAACCAAACCAAAGGCAUCUUCAGAACCACGUGUGAUCGUAAUAAUGCUAGCAUCAAUAUGGAUUUAAACAAUGUUCUGUUCUUUCAAUACAUUUUUUCGGGUUAGGAAGUUCAAACACUA